UAGCGCGCAGCCGCGCUAACAAUUUGUCGUCCGUGCGUUAAUUAGAAGUGAGCGCCUCCGGAUCCGCCAUUUUUGUUUGGUUUCUCUCUCCUCUCGUCGCCAUGGAGCAACAACCGGCUCCCAAGAUCCAGCACCAGAAGUCUUACCCCGUGGAAUUCAAACUACAGGUCCUCGACUGGUACUACAGCAACGGGAAGAACAAGCUCAAGACGGCCACGCAUUUCAAUAUCCACACUAAGCGCAUUCGCGACUGGGAGCUGAACGAGGCGUUUCUGAGAGCGCACAGCGACUCUCCUAGGCGCCGAUUCCGCAUGGAAAAGGCCGCCGCCGACACGUACGGAAACAUCGGUAAGAACCUGUUCCAGUGGUACGUAGAAGAGAAGACCCUGGGAACGGAGCACUCGUUCGGAGACCUAAAGAGCAAGGCGGUCCAGCUGGCAACAGAGCUAAACGCCCAGGAGUCGUUCACCGUGUCUGACAGCUGGGUGCGGCGCUGGAAGAAGAAGUAUGGGGUCGAGGACUCGGGUAGCGGGAGACGGAGGGCGGGAGGCGGCGGUGGCGGGCCAGUUGUGCUGGCAGCUUCAGCGGCCAUGGCAGCGGGAGGGUGUGAGGAGGGGGUUGUGGAGGUGGAGACAGGGAGCCUCAUGGAGACUGGUGGGGAGCAUGGGGAGGAGGUCAUCACCCUACCAUCCAUCCUCCAAGUAGAGACUGAUGUGUCUGGUGAGAGCAUUGUAUACGUGUCAGAGGCGCAGCCCCUGGCCCACCCUUCAGAGGAGGUGAUUGACAUGGUGGAGAACCCUGUCACCUCAGACACUCAGGUAAACUACAUGCAAAACCAGUGUCUCCCCAUUAUUACUCUGAUUGUGACACUGGUCUCAGUCAAGCCUGAAAUUCCCUAGUAGGAGCAAACAAGUGGUUCAAUCAGUGUAGCUUUCCCAUAUCAUCUAUGUAUGUCCAUCAUAAUUCCAAGUCUAGCACAUACAUAGCCGUUCCACCAACAGAAGGAUUGGAAAAGGGAGCAUCUUGUUAGCCUCGGAACCCUGUUCACGUGGAGUAUAGUAGAACGCAUGUGGAUGCGCGGAAUAAUUGUGCUCGGGUGAUUUCUGUGAAGAACGGGGAAGGCCUGUAGACACUGCUCCUGCACAAUGGCAGCACUUCUACAGAUACCAGGAACACUCAGGAAGGCUGGCUUGUAGGUAGGUAAGUAUUAGGAAAGCAGCUGGCGUUUACCCGUUCCCUUAAUGUGGUACCGUUUCAGAGUGUAUGCUAAUUGUGCGCAGUGUUUACCCUCACAUGAUGCUCGAGCCCAGGCCUUCCCCGUUCUUUGUGGAGAAGCCCACGCACAAUUACUCUGUGCAUCCUCGUGAAGGCCUGGCUUCAGAGGCCACAUCUGGUAGCUUUGAUGUCAAUCUUGGUCCUGAAGACAUUGUGAACUGCUUUCAGUGAUGCA
Molecule: messenger RNA, 1450 nt
Organism: Geodia barretti
Lineage: Eukaryota; Metazoa; Porifera; Demospongiae; Tetractinellida; Geodiidae
Source: the annotation of a GenBank genome assembly